CCAUGGUUCGCCGGAACGCUAUCAAAGAUGGGCCCCACACAUGUGCUGUGCACGUGCUAAAAGCCCCGUCCGUACAUGAGGACCGUUAUAUCUGCUACGGACCAAACCCCGAAACCCUAGCCCCGCCGCUGCCGCCGCCGCCGCCGCCGCCGCCGAUGGCCUCCGCGCCCCCCAGCGUCGCAUUUCUCCCUGGUUUAAACCCUAGCUCCGCCGGCUCGAGCUCGAAGCAUCGGUUGGUGACCAAUCGAAGCCUAGGGUGUCGAUCGGAGAGAGCUUCCGCGACGGUGGCGAUGGCGAAGAGGUCGGAGGAGGAGAGGGAUUUUAGCGCUUCUUCGGCCGCUUCGGAGGAGAUCGUCACCAAUUCCUUGGAUGAUUUAGCCACCGAGUUGGAACUGAAGAGGAAGGAGCCCAGCAUUUCCACAAUUUUGACGAGUUUCGACAAUUCCUUCGAUCCCUAUGGGGCUUUGAGCACUCCAUUGUACCAAACAGCCACAUUUAGGCAGCCGUCGGCAACAGAAUAUGGUACAUACGAUUACACAAGAAGUGGUAAUCCUACUCGCGAUGCAUUGCAAGGUCUUAUGGCUAAGCUCGAGAAGGCCGAUCAAGCGUUCUGCUUCACUAGUGGAAUGGCCGCUCUCGCCGCCGUAACCCAUCUUCUUGAAACCGGUCAAGAGAUUGUUGCGGGAGAGGACAUAUACGGCGGCUCGGAUCGGUUACUUUCACAGGUGGUUCCAAAGAAAGGGAUUAUUGUAAAUCGCGUAGAUACUUCCGAUCUUUGUAAAGUUGAAAAUGCAAUUGGCCGCUCAACAAAACUUGUCUGGUUAGAAAGUCCAACAAAUCCUCGCCAGCAAAUCGCUGAUAUACGGAAAAUCUCUGAAAUAGCUCAUUCAUAUGGUGCUCUUGUUCUGGUGGACAAUAGUAUCAUGUCUCCUGUGCUUUGUCGUCCCUUGGAACUUGGUGCAGAUAUUGUAAUGCACUCUGCUACUAAAUUUAUAGCUGGGCAUAGUGAUCUCAUGGCAGGAAUCCUUGCUGUAAAGGGUGAAAGCCUGGCAAGAGAGAUUGCAUUCCUGCAGAAUGCUGAAGGCGCUGGAUUGGCACCUUUUGAUUGUUGGCUUUGCUUGAGAGGUAUCAAGACCAUGGCCUUACGUGUUGAGAAGCAACAGGCUAAUGCACAAAAACUUGCUGAAUACUUAUCUACUCAUCCAAGGGUGAAGAAAGUGAAUUAUGCAGGACUUCCCGGUCACCUGGCGCGUGAUUUGCAUUAUUCUCAGGCGAAAGGAGCUGGCUCGGUACUCAGUUUUUUGACAGGUUCGCUAGCUCUCUCAAAGCAUAUUGUCGAGACCACAGAGUACUUCAAUGUGACAGUUAGCUUUGGGAGCGUGAAGUCGCUGAUUAGCUUGCCGUGCUUCAUGUCGCACGCGAGCAUACCCGCUUCAGUUCGUGAAGCACGCGGAUUGACCGAAGACCUCGUUCGCAUCUCUGUGGGCAUUGAGGAUGUAGAAGAUCUUAUUGCUGAUCUGGACUAUGCCUUUAGAACUGGACCUGCGUAAAAUUAGUUUAUAUUCAUUCUUUUUGUGGUAGUAAGCUUAGGGUUUAUGAUGUCGAUUGUAGAUAUACUGCUUGAGGCCUUGUUUGGAUGUCGGAAUAAAUUAUCUUAUUCGAUACAACAAUUUUCUAUUGUGAUCGUAAGAAAGAAGUUUGAUUUUUGUUCCUUAAAAAGUUCUGGGGUCCAUGAUUUG
Messenger RNA from Ananas comosus (pineapple), 1739 nucleotides. Its product is annotated as cystathionine beta-lyase, chloroplastic-like. Gene Ontology annotation, biological process: transsulfuration; 'de novo' L-methionine biosynthetic process. NCBI's taxonomy places the organism in Eukaryota, Viridiplantae, Streptophyta, Magnoliopsida, Poales, Bromeliaceae. Gene Ontology annotation, cellular component: cytoplasm. Gene Ontology annotation, molecular function: pyridoxal phosphate binding. The coding region runs from base 3 to 1550 and encodes 515 amino acids. The record is from RefSeq and is a predicted model, not a curated record. The transcript has 13 exons.